AUGAUUUCCCUACUUGCCCUCUUCGCCACCGCGACCGCGGCCCGGGUAAUGGACAGCCUACCUUCGGUUCCCAAAGGAUGGACCGAGGUUCGCCAAGCUUCCCCAGAGGACCCGAUCACACUCCGCAUCGCCCUGCCACAGCAGCACGCGGCAGCGUUGGAGCAGGCAGUCCUUGAGAUGUCGACGCCUGGUCAUGCCAACUACGGAAAGCACAUGAACCGCAUGGAACUGCGUUCCUACACGGCACCGACUGAGCAGUCGGUCUCGUCUGUUGUCGGCUGGCUGGUCGAGAGCAACAUUGAAGCAUCCGUGAACAACGACUGGAUCACCUUUGCCACGACCGUGGGAGCGGCCAACGAUCUGCUGGACACUACCUUCGCAUGGUACCAGUUCGAAGCCGGCGGCAGCCCCAAGCUUCGCACGCUUUCGUACAGCGUCCCGGAUGAGCUGGCUGAGAACAUCGACCUCAUCCAGCCGACCACCCGUUUCGGCCAGCUCGGCGCCAAGAAGUCGACCAUCUUCGAGAUGCAGGUGCUGGGACCAGCGGAGGACGAAGCCGAGCUUGACAUCGCUGCCGCUGAUUGCAACACAGCGCGGAUAACGCCUACCUGUAUCAAGUCGCUGUACAAUAUCAAGUACACCGCCUCGCCAGAGGGUAACCUGGUCAGCUUCUGCUCGUACCUCGAGGAGUACGCGCGAUACUCGGAUCUGGCCACAUUCGAGACGCAGUACGCACCGGACGCCGUCGGACAGAACUUCACCGUGGAACUGGUGAACGGCGGGCUGGACGGGCAGACCAGCAGCGACGACAGCGGAGAGGCGAACCUCGACAUCCAAUACAUCCUUGGUGUUAGCGCCCCGAUUCCGAUCGUAGAGUACAGCACAGGUGGUCGAGGACCGCUCGUACCGACCACUGACGAACCUGGUCCGGACUCUUCGAACGAGCCGUACCUCGAGUUCUUGACCUACAUCCUGGACCAGGACGACGCGUCUCUGCCCCAGACGAUGUCGACGUCAUACGGCGAGGAGGAGCAGUCCGUUCCGGCCGAGUACGCCCUGAAGAUCUGCAAUAUGUUCAUGCAACUCGGUGCCCGUGGUGUCAGCAUCCUGUUUUCCUCGGGCGACUCCGGUCCCGGCGACUCGUGCGUACGCGAGUCAGACGACGCGCCCUACUUCCAGCCCUCCUUCCCGGCCGGCUGCCCCUAUGUCACCUCCGUUGGAGCCACCCACAACGUGGCCCCCGAGGCCGCCGUCAGCUUCUCCAGCGGCGGCUUCAGCAGCCUCCACGCCCAACCUUCGUGGCAAGCCGAGGCCGCGGGGGCCUACCUCGAGUCCAUCGGCUCCACCUACUCGGCCUACUUCAACGCCUCCAACCGCGGCAUCCCCGACGUCGCCGCUCAGGGGUCGUCUUUCGCCGUGAUCGACAAGGGCCGCAGCGCCCUGCUCUCCGGAACGAGCGCUUCGGCGCCGACGUUUGCCGGUGUUGUGGCUCUGCUGAACGCUGCCAGAGUGAGCCAGGGCGAUGCGCCCCUCGGGUUCCUCAACCCGUGGUUGUACAACAACACGGCGGCCUUCUUCGAUAUCACCACCGGCUACGGCAGCGGCUGCACGGGCAACUCGGCCUUCCCCAACGGUGCGAGGUGGAACGCGACUGCUGGCUGGGAUCCCGUCACUGGCCUGGGCACGCCGAACUUCGAGGAGCUUCUGGUGGCAGCGGCUCCGGGGGUUGAGAAUGCUUAG
Anthostomella pinea is the source of this 1740-nucleotide messenger RNA. The record is from the annotation of a GenBank genome assembly. NCBI's taxonomy places the organism in Eukaryota, Fungi, Ascomycota, Sordariomycetes, Xylariales, Xylariaceae.